AUGAAGCAAAACACAUCCGCCGGAGGCGAAGACGGCGUCCGAGUCCGACGAAAGACGUCAUCCCGGGGCCACCACAAGUUCGUCGGAGUCCGCCAGCGCCCCUCGGGGCGUUGGGUCGCCGAGAUCAAAGACUCCUUACAAAAGGUUAGGCUAUGGCUUGGGACGUUUGACACCGCCGAAGAUGCGGCCAGGGCUUAUGACAAGGCAGCUCGACAGUUGCGGGGCGCAAACGCACGCACCAACUUCGAGCUGCCCCAGUCGGGCCCCGGGUCUGCGUUCCCCGAGAACGCCAGUGACAUGGUUGUCAAUAAGAACAACGUUGUUAUGAACGAGGAGCCUAGCUCGGUGGGCCCGGAUUCGAGCCUGGGGUGGCUGGGGGAACCUCAAUUAGGUUGGGAAUCACAUAUGAUGUGCCAAGUUGAAGAGAAUCCAUUCCUGGAUUUGGGGUACAAUUGUAAUCCUCUUAGUGAAGUGUUAGCAAUUAACAAUAAAGGAAGGAAGGGUGUGCAAGUCGAUGCUGCGUCGAGUGAUUGGGACCCACUUCCACCUUUAGAGGGCAGAUAUGGGUAUCAAGGUAGUUAUAAUUUGGUUUCAGGUAAUAUUGGGUGGGAAUCUGAGCUUAGUUAUGUUGUACCUUCUGUACUAAGUUAA
Messenger RNA from Salvia hispanica, 651 nucleotides. RefSeq lists its product as uncharacterized. Gene Ontology annotation, biological process: regulation of DNA-templated transcription. NCBI's taxonomy places the organism in Eukaryota, Viridiplantae, Streptophyta, Magnoliopsida, Lamiales, Lamiaceae. Gene Ontology annotation, molecular function: DNA-binding transcription factor activity; DNA binding. The record is from RefSeq and is a predicted model, not a curated record.